Pyricularia pennisetigena is the source of this 1407-nucleotide messenger RNA. RefSeq lists its product as uncharacterized. The transcript is spliced from 5 exons. The record is from RefSeq and is a predicted model, not a curated record. Gene Ontology annotation, biological process: mRNA splicing, via spliceosome. The coding region runs from base 1 to 1407 and encodes 468 amino acids. Gene Ontology annotation, molecular function: nucleic acid binding; zinc ion binding. NCBI's taxonomy places the organism in Eukaryota, Fungi, Ascomycota, Sordariomycetes, Magnaporthales, Pyriculariaceae. Gene Ontology annotation, cellular component: spliceosomal complex; U4/U6 x U5 tri-snRNP complex.
AUGUCGAAAAACAGCUCGGCAUAUGGCACCCCGGCGGGGGAUACAUCCUUCCGCAAGACGCGCAACCCUGAAGAGUACGCCGCAAGGGCCAAAGAGCGUGACGAAUCCGAGGCGGCCGAGCGCAAAGCCCGCUAUGAGGCAAAGCUGGCGGGCAAGAAGUACCACAAGCCGAUGACGGGCGACGAAGAAUUCACCUCGGCACGGUCCGAGAUGAUGGACUUCAGCGCGCAGGUCGGAAAGACGAUGCUGGUGCCCGCCGGGGCGGGCCAGGGUAAGCGUGGACGCGGCGCGGGCUUCUACUGCGAGGCAUGCGAUCUCACAUUCAAGGACAACAUUCAGAUGCUGGAGCACAUCAACACGCCGCAACAUCAGAUCGCGACUGGGCGGAACAUGAACGUGCAGGCAGCCACUGCUGAGGAAGUCCAUGAGCGGAUUGAGAAGCUGUGGAGGAGACAAGAGAAUAGGAAAAAGCAAACAGUGUUCAAGCUCGACGAGAGGCUUGAGCUGCGAAAAGAAGAGGAGGAGAAGGAGAGAGAAGAAAAGAGGAAGAAGCGGCACGAGCUGGCCGAACGCAAACGAGCCGAAAAAGAAGCUGCCAGCCAGGUCAAGACCGAGUAUGGCGAUGAUGUGAGGAUAGAAGGCGAGCAUGAGGAGGACGACAUGUUGACAAUGAUGGGGAUAGCCGGAUUUGGAACCUCAAAGCAAAAGCGGCCAAUGUUGGCUUUCGCAGGCUGUUUCACAGAGCUUUCAAAGCAUUAUCUUAACGCCUGGCCCGCCCCCGCCCGUGACCUCUACUCAUUCAGCACGGGCAGUCGCACGCCUUCGGCCCAGGGGGGGUGCGCUUGCCGUCAUACUCUCGCAGCAAUGUCCUACAACGGCGCCUCGUCUUCAUCUCAGUCAACAUCAGCAGCCGCCCUCCUCUUAGGCCGGCAGCUUAAACAGAUGCAGAGAGACAAUAAUCCAAGGUUCUCAGUGGGCCUAGUUAACGACUCCAACCUCUUUGAGUGGAACGUUAUGCUCAUGAUCGAUGACGAUGUAAAAUUCUAUGGUGGCGCCAACUUCCGAGCCCGACUCUCUUUUCCCCCGACAUACCCUCACCUCCCACCGAGCAUGACUUUUCAGAAACCGAUACCCUUCCACCCAAACAUCUACGAUAACGGCGUGCUCUGCAUCAGCAUCCUUCACCCGCCCGAAGAAGACAAGUACGGCUAUGAGGCAGCAUCGGAGCGCUGGAGCCCCGUACAAACUCCCGAGACGAUACUGCUGAGCGUCAUCAGCUUGUUUUCCGACUUGAACGUGGAAAGCCCGGCGAACGUCGAGGCGGCAAGGUUGCUCAGGGAAGAUCCCAAAGAAUUCAGGAAAAUCGUAAGGAAAUGUGUCCGUGAGAGUACUGGAGAGGAUUCAUAG